UCUAAUCUUGAUUGAUUUGUUAAAAUUAAAUUUAAAAAAUGUCACUUCAAAUAUUUGCACAUGCCAAAGUGUGUGGCGUCUAUUUAAUGCAAAAAUAGGUGUUAAGCGUUGAGGAGUUCAAAAGUUCCCACUUACCUAAUCGCAAUCUAAUGAAAACUCGAUUAAUAACAACCUUGCAAAGGACAUAGUUAUGCUGAAAAAGGGUAAAUUCUGGCGCUCAGAAGCAAGGAUAUUCGAGAAAUUAAGGCUGCAGGAUGUUGACGAUGGAUUCUUUGAAAAGUUUGGAGCCCUUUUGCGACAGAAAUCUCAGAUUGAGGAAGUGCCUCUCAAAAGUUCUUUGGCACCUUUCGGUGAAAAUGGAGAGGAGGAGGACGCCGACGAAAGUCCCGAUGGCACACUUGAACUUAACCAGGAUCCAGAGUGCUCCAGCAUCGAUACUUUUACGACCGAAAGUGAACCGGCAUCAGUUUCGGAUAAAGAUAUUAGUGCCAGCGUUUUGGAUUCGGCUCCUGUAAUGAAUGUUACAGACUUGUACGAGGAGAUAUUAUUCGAAAUCUACAACAAUAUUGGCUGUGAAAACAAUGAUGAGUGCACUGGCAGUCUGGUUGAGUUCGUCCAGGAUGCAUUCAAAAUUCCGAAUUCUACGCAUUUGGAAAUUAGCGAGGCAGCCAGGCUCAAGGAACCGCCCAAUGUUCGAUUAAAUGUGGAGAUAAUCAAGGCCGAAAACUUGUUGUCCAAGGAUUCCAAUGGUCUCUCAGAUCCGUUCGUAACUCUUUACCUGGAAUCGAAUGGUUCCCAUCGUUAUAACUCAUCGGUUAAGCCCGCCACAUUGAAUCCUAUCUGGGAGGAGCACUUUUCACUGCCUAUUGCCGAAAAUGCCCGGGAUGAAGUCCUUAUUGUUGAAGUCUGGGACUUUGAUGCCGCGGAAACUGUCAAGGAAAAGGUCAACAAAAUAUUGGAUGUCAAGGGCGUAAAGGGACUCAGCAAGUUGAUGAAGGAAAUAGCCGUGACAGCUUCCUCGGGCAAGCAUGAUAACGAGUUAAUAGGCAGAGCUGCAAUCACACUAAAGAGCAUACCCGUCUCAGGUCUUACCGUCUGGUAUAAUCUGGAAAAGGGCAGCAAGGGUCGGAGUCGCGGAUCGCUUCUUGUGAACCUAGCCUUGAGUGCGGAGAAGAAUAAGAGCGUGGCCGUGCAGGAGCACAAGAAUCUGCUGAAACUCCUGCUAAUGUACGAACUGGAAACGUCACAAGUGGCCAACUAUUGGUGGAGCGGCAAGUUCAGUCCAAACGCCGAGCUCAUUCGCUCCCAGCAUGCUGCUCAGAGUGGACUAACGCCGUUUGACUGCGCCCUUAGUCAGUGGCACGCCUACAGCACCAUCCAUGAAACGCACAAGCUUAAUUUUACGCUUUUCAAUUCGAUUCUGGAUGUGCUGGUGCCGGUGAUCAAUGGCCUUCAGAAUGACUCCGAGGAUGUGAAAACAUUUUGGGAUGGAGUAAGGCGGCUCCUGCCCUCCUGCUUUGCCGUACUGCGGAAAUUAAGGUCCCGAAACACGAGUGAGAAGAACAUUAUAAGGGCACUCAACGAGGUUCUGGAUAUUCUAAAAAAAAUCAAGGAGUUCGAGGUGCCGGAGAGUAUAGACAUAUUCCCCAAAUCGGUGUACGGCUGGCUGAACGACACCGAGGAAACGUGCAAUAUAGACACUGCCAUUAUAGACGCUAUAAAUACUGGGACGAAGGAAUGGCUGGAGCAUAUAGUCGAGGGCAGCAGGCAGUCCAAGAACCAUGAAACAGACGACGAUAAGCUGCAGUACAUUAUAAGACUUAUACAAAUGGUGCGCUCUGACCUUCAGCGUGGAAUGGAGUACUUUGACAAACUAUUUUACCACAAAAUACAACUCAACUAUUCCGCAAUACUCUACAUUUUUUAUGACUCAAAACUGGCCGAGAUUUGUAAAUCAAUUAUUAUAGAAGUGUGCAAUAACAUUAAGAGAUUGGAUGUGCCAGACGAUCAAUUCGAGUAUCUGCCCAAUAUUGAGAAUGUGAAUAUGGGAACGACGCUCUUUGAAGUCUACUUAAUACUCAAGCGAUACGUCCAACUGGGUGAAUCGAUGUGCUCUGAGACCUUGGAAUUGGCCAGCUUCUACCCUUGGUUCGAGAGAGGUGUUACCCACUGGCUAGAUAUAUCCAUAAUUAAGGCUUUAAAUCGUAUUCAAAAGGCUAUUGAUUUGGAUCAGCUUAAGGCAGUCGAUGAGACCGUGAAAUACAGUUCUUCGGCUGUGGAUACCCUAUCCAUAUUCUACCAAAUUAAGAUCUUUUGGCAACAGCUCGACUGGCCAGAAGUCGAGGGUUCGUACAUAUUUGUAGCCAAGAUUGUCAACGAUCUGUGUAGAUGUUGCAUAUUUUAUGCUCAGCAAAUGUCACGACGGGUUGAAAAUAUUCACUUGGGUGAUAAUAAUAAGAAUUUUGUUUUGUCGGAAGAAUGGUGCAUAGCCAUUAAUAAUAUGGAUUACAUACGUCAGAGCUUACCUUCCUUUAUAAAGGAACUCAACAUAGAUGAUAUUAUUAAGAGAUUGGGAGAAUAUCGGACAAAUUUGGAGGCUGAACGAUGCGCUACGACUAUCAAAACUGUCAUUGAAAAUGCACUGGACACGGAACGCAAUCAAAUCGUCGAACUCAUUGAGAUUGUGGCCCGAAAAAUGGCACCACCGAUUAAACGUUACCUUGCCGAGGGUGCGGAAGUGCUCGCCAAGGACUCCAACUCCAUGGAACAGCUGAUGAUGUAUUUGGAGGGUUCACUAACCACGUUAUACGAUUCCCUCAACGAAGUUAACUUUGGCAGAAUACUAGACGCCAUUUGGUCAGAGUUAUCCAUAAUAAUGUAUGACCUUAUACAAUCCAAUCUCGAUAAACGACGACCGCCAGCAUUCUUUCAGAAUUUAAACAACACCCUGCAGACCAUGAUUGAUUGCUUCAAAAUGGGCAACAUUGCGUCCUCGGACGUGAAGAUUCUGUCAAAUAUUCAGAGUAGACUGGAGCUUUAUUCCAUGGAAACAGCAGAUCUUAUUCAUCAGUAUUAUAUGGAGCGAUUGGAGAACCAAAAGAGCCAAGACUCGUCUCCCUUUGGCCAACUCACAGUGAUGGCUCAGUUAACUGAAUACGGUUUAUUGUUAACUAUUUUAAAUGCACGCAACCUGCUCUCCAUGGAUUCAAAUGGUCUGGUGGAUUCAUUUGUCAAAGCCAGUUUCAUGCCCACAAGUCGAUUUAAUGAUUUAUCGCCAGUGAAAACUAACGUUCAUAACAAGAAUUGUUUUCCCCUUUACGAUCAGGAGUUUCGUAUAAACUUGAGUGAGCAUCAGCGCAAUGCCAAGAACAGCCUGAUAGUAUUCAGUAUCAAGGAUAAAGAUCUAUUCGGAAUGUCCAGUCAAUAUAUAGCCGAAUGCUAUAUUUCAUUUGGCGAUCUCGAUGCACUGCAAGGCGAGCAAAUAAUGAUGAAUUUAUCCAGGCCAGAGUACACAGAUUCCGAUUCCCUGCGAGCCCUGGAAUACAGAUUAGGUGAUAAACAAGCCAAGGAAUUCCUGAAAAAACUAAAGAACAGAUCAUUUUCUUAAACAAUUAUAAAAAAAAAUAUAUAUAUAUUGUUGUAAACAAAAAGCAA
This is a messenger RNA of Drosophila serrata, 3654 nucleotides long. RefSeq names its product C2 and C2B_Munc13-like domain-containing protein staccato (gene stac). Gene Ontology annotation, cellular component: secretory vesicle. The record is from RefSeq and is a predicted model, not a curated record. NCBI's taxonomy places the organism in Eukaryota, Metazoa, Arthropoda, Insecta, Diptera, Drosophilidae.